Lepisosteus oculatus (spotted gar) is the source of this 692-nucleotide messenger RNA. NCBI's taxonomy places the organism in Eukaryota, Metazoa, Chordata, Actinopteri, Semionotiformes, Lepisosteidae. The record is from RefSeq and is a predicted model, not a curated record.
AUGGUUGGACCCCCCCUGCUCAUCCCAGUGUACUUCCACAUCCAGAUAAUUCAGACCAUGAUCUCCCGUCGUGACUGGGUGGUGAGUGUCCUGAUUAGGAGGGAGAGAGUGAGGGGGGGACAGGAUGAACACAGUGUUGAUUCACAAAUGAACGCUUCAGUAGUGUUGUGGAAUGAUCAGCGUGUGACUCCUCUCCUCAGGUUCCUGGAGAGUCACUGGUUUGUCUGGGUGACUCAGAUGAACCACAUCCCCAUGGACAUCGAUUACGAGAAGCACCAGGACUGGCUGAGCAUGCAGGUACAGACUGUCCUCUGAACACACUGAACAUACUGCCCUGUCUUCUGAACACACUGCCCAGUCUUCUGAACACACUGAACACAGGACUGUCCUCUGAACACACUGCCCCAUCCUCUGAACACACUGAACACACUGCCCCGUCCUCUGAACAUACUGAAAACACAACCUCAUCCCCUGAACACACUCAACACAGGACUGUCCUCUGAACACAAUGUACACACUGCCCCAUCCCAUGAACAUACUGAACAAACUGCCCCAUCCUCUGAACACAAUGUACACACUGCCCCAUCCCAUGAACAUACUGAACAAACUGCCCCAUCCUCUGAACACACUGCCUUAUCCCCUGAACACACUCAACACUGUCCUCUGAACACAAUGAACACACUGCCCCAUCC